Rosa chinensis is the source of this 832-nucleotide messenger RNA. RefSeq names its product thaumatin-like protein 1. The coding region runs from base 42 to 776 and encodes 244 amino acids. Lineage: Eukaryota; Viridiplantae; Streptophyta; Magnoliopsida; Rosales; Rosaceae. The record is from RefSeq and is a predicted model, not a curated record. Gene Ontology annotation, cellular component: extracellular region. Gene Ontology annotation, biological process: defense response. The transcript has 2 exons.
UCUCAUUCAGAUCUAAAGAUAUCAGAGUCCAUUUAUCAACAAUGAAAUCUCAAGUUUCAUUGCUCUCUCUUUUGGUGGUCUCCAUUGUUUCCUCAGGGGCUCAGUCGGCUACAUUCACUUUCACGAACAAAUGCCCCUUCACAGUUUGGCCCGGAACCCUAACCGGCGGUGGCGGUGCACAACUAUCCUCAACCGGGUUCGAGUUAGCAGCCGGUGCCUCCUCAACUCUAGAUGUCCCUGCCCCAUGGUCCGGCCGCUUCUGGGGCCGGACUCAGUGCUCCACAGACUCAUCGGGAAAGUUCACCUGCGCCACCGCAGACUGCGGGUCAGGUCAAGUCGCAUGCAACGGCGCUGGUGCAAUUCCACCGGCGUCGCUGGUGGAACUGACCCUAGCAGCGAACGGCGGCCAAGACUUCUAUGAUGUUAGUCUGGUUGAUGGCUUCAACGUGCCUAUUCAACUGGUUCCACAAGGUGGCUCCGGUGGGUGCAGUGCCACGAGCUGCGCCGCCAAUGUCAAUUCAGUUUGUCCCGCAGAGUUGGCUGUGAAGGGAUCAGAUGGCAGUGUGAUUGCUUGUAAAAGUGCGUGUUUGGUUUUUAAUCAGCCUCAGUACUGUUGCACCGGCGACCAUGGUACACCGCAAACCUGCCCUCCGACUGAUUAUUCGAAGAUCUUCAAGAACCAGUGCCCCCAGGCUUAUAGUUAUGCUUAUGAUGAUAAGUCUAGCACUUUCACAUGUAACGGAGGAGCUAAUUAUGUGAUUGCUUUUUGUCCUUGAGCUUAUAUGAGUGAACGGAACAUUAUAUUUAUUGUUCGUUGUUCACCAAUAGAAUA